Polistes dominula (European paper wasp) is the source of this 2240-nucleotide messenger RNA. RefSeq names its product calcium-independent phospholipase A2-gamma. NCBI's taxonomy places the organism in Eukaryota, Metazoa, Arthropoda, Insecta, Hymenoptera, Vespidae. The record is from RefSeq and is a predicted model, not a curated record. Gene Ontology annotation, biological process: arachidonate metabolic process. Gene Ontology annotation, cellular component: membrane.
GUUUGAUCAUGGUAUGUAUGAAAUAAAAAUAAUAUCAUGAUUCACUUUUGAAAUAGUUGUAUUACGAAAAACAAUUUUAUUCGUUACUGUGUUGAUCAGCUGAUCCUAAAAACUGUAACAAUAUGGCGACUGUUUUAUACAUAGUAUCAUUGACAAGUUUGGACAAAAGCCAUUUUUAACUUUUAAAACACAACUGACAGAUAGUGCAAUACAUAGAGAAGUGCAGAGAAGUGUAAAAAAUUUGAGAAAAAAGUUUCUAUUGUCCGUAAGGAACAUAAGAAAGGAAAACAUGUCGAUGCAAAACCAAUCAAAACUAUUAACACUAUUAAAAGAUUAUUUCAAUAAAUUUGGUUAUGAGAAAAGUCUUCAAGUUAUUUUAUCUAAAUAUUGGGUCGAAUUCAUACAAAAGAUAGAAUAUGUGCAAGGAAAUACUAUUAGAAAAUUAUCAUUGGUUAACGUUCAAAAACAAUCAGACAAAAUAUUAAAAGGAGAUGAAAGUAAAAUUGAAAGAUCUAAGGAUCUUACUUUAAUGACAGAACAGGAAGAACAAAUCAAUGGAAAGACAAUCGAUAGUGAAAAGCUUAUGCAAAAAAUGAUAGAAAGAUCAUUUCAAAAGGAAGAUGUUAAGUCGAAUGCUUCUAAUGAUAAAUUUAAUUUGAAAGAACAAUCUUAUACAAUACAACAGAUUAUCACUGCUUUAAUUUUAAAAAUGACAAGUAGAAGAAAAGAGAGCAAUUUAGUGGCUACGUCAAAGUGGAAAGUAAACAUUAACAAUAAUAUUCCAAAGCAUAGUAUUAUUUCUCGAACGCGAUAUUUAUUGAAUAGUAUUAUAAUAGCUAAAUCGACUACAUCAAAAUGGAGAAGAAUUGAAGAUUUAUUGACUCACAUUGAUCAGUAUCCAGAAGCUCGACAUUAUGCGAUUAAGGAAGGAGCAUUAAGUACUUUACUAAGAAUGCGACAGAAAACUAAAGAUGAGCAAAUUAAAGCUUCUAUCAGAGAAUCAUUAGCGAUAAUGGGUUAUGUUGAUCCUCCAAUUGGACGUGGAAUCAGAAUCCUUUCUAUAGAUGGAGGUGGAAUUCGAGGUUUACUAGUGAUACAAAUGUUAAAGAAAUUGGAAGAAUUAACUGGAAAGAAAACGCAUGAAAUGUUUGAUUAUAUUUGUGGCGUUAGUACUGGAGCAAUUAUUGCCACUACUUUAGUCGUACCAAAGGAAUCGGAUGAAGGUGGUCUUAAGAGAAAAUCGUUAGAUGAAAUUAAUGAAUUGUACAAAGAUUUAAGUACCAGAGUAUUUACGCAAAGUGCCAUAAAAGGAACAAGUAGUUUAAUGUGGAGUCAUGCGUAUUAUGAUACAUCGUUGUGGGAGAAAUUAUUACGAGAAACAAUAGGCGAUAAACUUCUUAUAAAAACUAAUCGUGAUUUAUAUACUCCAAAAUUCUCUGCUGUAUCAGCUGUAGUUAAUCAUGAACGCGUAAUGGCAUAUGUAUUUCGAAAUUACACAUUGCCGCAUAAAGUUGAAAGUGAAUAUAUGGGAUCGCAUAAACAUGGAUUAUGGGAAGCAGCAAGAGCCUCUGCAGCUGCUCCUAGUUAUUUUGAAGAAUAUAAACAUGGUGAUUACCUUCAUCAAGAUGGAGGUAUAUUAGUAAAUAAUCCGUGUGCAGUAGCAAUACACGAAGCUAAACGAUUGUGGCCAAAUAAUUCGAUUCAAUGUGUCAUUUCACUUGGCACUGGAAGAACUCAUAAUAGAAUUUGUGAUAAUGAUUCCACAUCAGGAGAAGUAGCUAUUUCAAGUUGGAAAGAAAAAUUCUAUAAAAUAUUAGAUAGUGCUACUGAUACCGAAGCUGUGCAUACAAUGCUGAACGAUCUUCUACCUAAUCACAUAUACUUUAGAUUCAAUCCAUAUCUUACUGAAAUGUUAUCCAUGGUAGAAAUAAGACCAGACAAAAUAAAACAAUUAGAGGAAGAUGCACAAAUAUAUAUACGUAAGAACGAAGAGAAAUUUCAAAAGGCUGCUGUUGUAUUAUCUCAAUCAAGAUCAAUUCAACAGAAGUUAUUAGAUUGGGUUACGUUACAAAAAAGAAUAGCUGGCUUUUAAAAUAAAUUAAUAAUAGCACUUAGCAUUCCAUACAAAAUUACAUCUUCAUUAAUAUUUAUAUUUUGAGUAAUGCAAAUGCUAUUUAUAAAUGUGACAUUUAUUCUACUUAACAAUUACGAUUUUAUAAUCAUUAUGCUGUAAACAUUUA